CAGUGUAACGUUGCUCCGGCCAGCACCACCAGCUUCAGUAUCGUUCCGGCCGCGGUCUCGUUUGGUCGUUCUUGACGAAGGGUCGCGAGUUUAUGUUCCUUCGGCAUCGCCGCGACCGCCUUUCUUCCCGGCCUACUUUUGACCCGCAGAAUACGUUACGGUCUCUUGCCGAGAAAUUUGGUCGCUUCGGCGACUUGGUCGUCGUCGAGGCUCAUUAUGAACAUGGGCUAGAUCGCAGCUUGCCUUAUCCGCCCGAGGAUCAGGAUCAGUGGAAUAAUGUGUCACGACAAGUAGGAGGAGAAUUGAAACGAAGUUGUCAGUGCCAAAGUGGCGGUGCAAGUGCCGAAAUUUAUUUCGAUAUUAUCUGAAGAUUGUCAUCGCGAUCGUACGCCUGCUAGCAUUGGUGGCGCGAUCCGCGGAUAUUGUAAGAUGAGCCCGGCCUCCCAGGGCGCCCUGGAAGUGGAGCGUUACAUCGGCAGUUGCCUGAUUUCGUCCAACGUGCGCGCCGGACUGCACGGUAAGCCCGUGCCCGUCUGUCGGAAGCAAGAACAGCCAGCGACGGUACGCGGCAGCAAGGUGCGCGGUUGUUAUAAUGGAGGGCAGGGUUACUCCGGGCUGGCUGAUCAGCAGCAAUGUCAGGUGCAAUACGGUGGUCCGGGCGGCUGGACGGGCGCGCCGCUAAUAUCAAUGACAUCAAGUCCGCGCAGGUGUAAUCAGCGUUCGUCGCCGUCACUCAGUCAACAACAGCAACAGCAGCAGUCGCAGCAACAGCAACAGACGUGCGGCGAUCAGCAGCAGGUGCCACCGAGUGGUCAUCUACACAAAAGUCCCCUGUCCAGGUUGGCGAUUCACACGCAAGGCGCACCUCUGAUUCUGGCCGGGCGAUUUUACAAUCGUGGCAAGGUGCACAGCAACAACAACAAUAACAGUGGCAAUUCUAACGCGUCGCCCUGCGGCAACCUCGCCGGCAAUUACGUUCAUAAUAGCGCGAACCCAUCCAUGACGAGCAACGCGAACGGCGCGACGAGGUGCUCGGCAUCGCGAAUCGUCCCUCAAAGGCCGGCAGAGGCCACCGCCAAGAAACCACCGACGAUGGUGUCCUCGAGCUCCAAGACAACAGCGACGAACGCCGAUUGUUCGUCCGCUGCGGCGAAGGAAAAUGCCGGUUCCUCGAAUAUUGCGAACAUCGACUCGCUGAGUAUCGCGAGCGACGAGAGCUCCGGAUCGAAUAAUUCAGAGAACAGCCUGCCGCGCAUCAUCAAGCCUCGCAAGCGCAGAAAGAAGGACCGCAAGCCGCCAAACAAUGUUGUCGCGAGUGGCGUCGACGCGGUCAAAUCGGAGGAGCCGCAGGUGCAGCGGCAGCAGCCUACCGGUUGCGGCGCCACGACCGGGGAACAAUCCGGUGUCAUCGGGGUGAAAUCGUACGCGCCGACCUGCUACGAACCAAGGAUCUACGAAGCGGCCGCGCCGCAUCUCAGGAACUACCGGAGGCCACCGGUCGGCCAUCGUGAGAAUAUCUACGGUGGCUGCAGGGCGCCGUCGAUGCAGGCAGAAAUGGCGGACGUCAGGCAGCAGCGGUACGUGCACCACCGGCAUCAUGUGCAAGUGAAAGUGCUAGACGACAACCGUAACGUGAUCGCGGCGCCGAUGCGUGCCACGGCGCCACCCAAAAACUACCGGCAUCAUCACGUCAAUGAUAAUGGUAACUGUAGCGGCAAUCUGCCGCGACGUUACGUUCACGAGUAUGGCGAGUCCUGCGAGGCCGCCGCCAGGGGAGACGGUCUGGGUCCGUGUCAGUGUCGAUACUGCGACCCGGCCGGCCUAAUCUGGGACGUCGACCGGAACGGUUACGCGCCGUUCCUGACGACGACUCUGCCGCCGCCACCGCCGUCGUCGUCGUCCAGCGUCGAGUACUGUCGCGGUAGUCACUUCAGCCAAAUACCGCUGUUCCUGACGUCGCCGUGUACUGGUCUUCAGGAACGCGUGCUCGACAGAGUGUUCGACGAGCAUUCUCGACCGCACGACGACGGGAGGGACGCGGGGCCCGUCGCCGGGCCCGGCGGCAUAGUGUUGAGACGCAGCUGGAGCGAUCCAACGAGUUACUUUAGCUACGGCGAGGAGAUCGCCGCGCCGACAAAGGACGUUGGCGUUAUCGGCGAUCGAGGGGGCCAGUCUGAAAGUGGGAGACACAAACGAACCCUCUGGCGCGGCGACAGCAUCGGCAGCACGCCGGUAAGCUCGCCGGCGAACGCGAACGCCGCGGGCUCGAAUGCCGGUAGCGGGUCCGCCGCGUCUCCGAAGGGCCUGGAAGUGUCAACGGAGAUCAUCACGUCGCCCAACGGCCAUCGGGAUCUGGAGAUUAAAUUCUAUUCGUCGCCAUCGCCCGCCGAGCGCUUCGCCGAGGAGGACAAGUCGUCGUCGAGUCUCGCCGGAGAGGCCGAUGACGACGACAAUGGGGACGACGACUUCAGCGAUAUAUGGAGUUACCACGAGUCGAAGCUGCAGCAGGAUUUCCGCACGCUGCUGCAGGCGGAAGAGUGAUGGAUCGUCGACGUUAUCUAACCGAAGAUGUUCCCGAGCGCGACGAGCGCUCGCAGUCGCGCGGAUUCGCUCGGUGGAGUGCGAAAUGAGAGCGAAAUGGCAAACGCCGACAAUGGCGGAAACGGCGCGGAGAAAAGGAGGAGAGUGCGUGGGUGUUGACGACGAGGUAUUUGGCUCUGUUUCGUAAAGAAGUGACACGGGAGAGAGAGAUAUAAACGAUGUUGUACUCGUCGCCCGUCGUGCGCAAAUGACUCGAUUGACGUUCGCUUUGGUCUCGCGACGCUCGCUUUUACGUGCGAUCUCGAGGGGGCCAGAGCCAAGCGUUCCCGCGUGAACGACGGUAUCGCCGAGCCUCUACAAGACGGCGUCGAAGGCGACAACGAGGAGGGGUUUCUCAUCGCUAACGGUGUUCGUAGUAUACGUGACGUGACGUGAUGCGCGUGCACGCAUCAAUGCCGCACGCGAAGACGCGCCGUCGCUCGGUACUCCAUUUGAUGUUCCGCGUCCAGCCAAGUGGAUUGACUUCACCGAGCAACCAUCGAGAAACGGUGUCGAUCAGUCUUGUCGCAAAGUGUGUUAGUCUUGAGAGAUCAGAAGAGCGUGUGUACUUGCGGGUGUGUUGUAUGUGUGUAUACGCGAGCGUACUUGAAUAUGCGUUACGCACGUGACCUCAUCUAUCGGGUCUCUUUAACGCAUGGAUUUUCUUUGUAGUAGGUUGUACACACGACAAUCAUCUCGUCGGUUAUAUAGUCAGUUACAUAAUAGUCUUUCGUGUUUUUACUAGUGCUUUUUUUUCUGAUACGUGCAAAAUUUCGCUCCAAGAUCCGGAGGUGGAACGUUAAUUAAGUUAGAUUAUUAUUGAGAGAAAUCCCACCAAAAGAUAAUUACACGUUCUUCGUGUGUUUUUCAAAGUCAGUUGAUCGUGAAUCAUGCAGUCGAUCCACCCGACGUUCCAAUUUGCAACAACAAAUUGGAGAAUACUAGUUAGAUUAAUUCCGUUAAUGUGUAAAUACCUAAAAAUAGAAAAUAUUUAGGUAAUUCUGAUUGGUUUAAUCGUCGACUAUGCCUGACUCGGUGCACGGAAAUUAGUCACUUUCUCCUCAUUUUUACAACUGCAACGAUAUUUGUGAUACAAUCUACGGCGACAGGCCAUGCGUGAAAGAAGUCUGCGAGCCAAGAAACGAUAGCGACAUAGGAACAAGGCGGAAGGGACGAGGAAUAAAAUAUAUAACGUUGCUGAUAUUUUAUGUGUUACCAAUCGGAAUAUCGGAAUGCCUUCGCCGUGCCCUUUUGUAGACGUGGGACCACUCAUCUCUCUUAUACUUCAACUAUAUCUGUUUUCCGAUCGAUUGCCCCUACACAAUGAUCAUCUUAUCAUGAAUUUAUUCUAUCUCAUUCCGCGAUCCCACGCCCAAUUUUUAUACCCCAUUGUGUCUUGGCUCUGACGUGUACCCAACACGAGAUCGACGCGUAUUGAAUUAUCGCUCUUCACGCGUAAUUAGGUAGCGACUAUUUUUCCUCGAUGUCCAUCGAUUCGCGAAGUGACGAUCCGUGCGUACUCCAACAUCCUCCUUAAUCGUUUUGCAGCUUGUAAUUGUGCAACGGAGGUUGAGAAACGUUAGAUUGUCGAUCGAAAUUGUUCUUGACGCGACCAAACUCGCUUUAGCCGCGAAACGCGAGGUAUUCUCAUGUCAGUUUACGCGUCGCGCCAUUCAUGUCGAGUUGUCGCGUGCGAUGCCUAAAAGGCGCAUCCGGGAAAACUAGUUUCGACCGCCGCGCCGAGCCGGCCGCAAGAGGUUAAUCACGAGAGUUAAGAUACAGACUCGCGCGCGUGGACGCACGUCUCGUCCGACCACGCACCAACACGCUCGCGUGGUGGUGAUAUACCCUGGCUUUUUCUCGCCGUCGUCGUCGCCACCAUCGCCGCCGCUGCCGUCGCCGCCGCCAAUUCCAAGACGAGUAGCGGCGACGUGACCGUUUAAAACGUAACGUAGCAAUUAAUCGAAAGAACGAUGAACGGUCCGGUCCGUUGCUGGCCGCCGUCACCGCCCCCGCCGCCACCACCGAUCGUAAUCGACGUCUGCGCCUUCCACCUCGCCUCUUCCUUCGCGCCAGAUCGCUCGCGAUAGUAGGUCGAACUGUUCCCCCGGCGGGAGAGGGAAUCUUCAUCAUCAUCUUCUUACCCGCGAAAGGGGCCCGCCUCGCGUGAAAGGAGCUACCGUCUGUACUAGUAACUGCGUUUAAUCGCGCGCUAUCGCCGCGUUUUAUCGGAUAACUCGGCGCAACGGUUCAGCCUCAGAGUCGAGCGCCGAUAACCGGGCGGCUAGCUCUCUCGAGUUCGUAACAUUGUUUCGCGUUUCCCCCCUAUUGCCUCUCGCUCUUACCGUUUACCGUUGCCUCUGCUAAAUAACGGCAAGUGGACCAGAUAAACGCGUUAUUGAUUUGUUCAAUAUCAAUAUAAUCAAGUGGAACUAUCGUUGCCGUCAUUCCGUUUCGACUCGCCGGAGUUGGAUAGCAGAUAUUGUCGUACGUUCCGUUACGGGAUAUCUGACUCGUCCGUAAUCGACGAUCGAUAGCUCCGUAGUUUGUGUAUUAUUCCUUCUUCAUUCUCAGGUAUUCUCCUACAGAUUAAAUUAUUGUUAAUGCGAUUUCGUUCCAAGUGAAGCCUUACGAAUAUUUGGAAUAUAGAAUUUUGAUUCUUUUUUUUGUCUCUAUUUUUAACAACAAAAUGCCAUUGUUACUCAACAUACUUACUUAAAUAAAUUGAAACUUGUUUCUUCAGAAUUCUAGUGUUGAUAGAGAUCUCAACUACAGUUAGGUAAUUACGGUGAAGAAUGCCAUCGUGAAUUCGUUAGAUAACUUCUAUCAGUUUUUUUUCCGGAAAUAUUAGUAUGAUCGAUCAGUCACCGCCACAUACUGAUAUGAUUAUCGCGGCGAUCGAAAUGCGACGGAUCGAAGCGUUUAAGACCGAGCGAGGGUGGAAGGCGCGGCAAAGAAUUACACGGCAGGAUCAGGCGUUCUAUACCCGAGAUACUAUAUAUCUACAUUAGCGAAAGGCCAUCGCGCAGAUUUACACAGAGCGUAGAAGCGAGUAAACGUAGAAGCGAGUCGGCCGGUCACACACACACCCACAUACACACGUAUACACGUAUACAUAGGCACGCCGUGUCUAUCACGAGCCGCGUCGUGAUAGGUCGACUCGUUCUUCUGUAAAUCUGUGCUCGAUGAUCGAGAGAGCCUCGGUCGAGGGGACCGAGGUCGCGCGACGAAUCCCCGCGAAUCCUGCGUCGUUUUGUAUGCGAUAUACGAAGACUAUACCAUCUGUCCCCGUUCCCUCGCGACAUUAUACGUCAGCUAGACGGGCAAGACAUAUGCUACGAGCCACUCAGCAUCAUCACACGUCGUCAUUUCACCGUACACCGUACACGGACGCACGCACACACACACACACACACACACACACACACACACACACACACACACGCACGCACGCACGCACACACACACGACACACAAACUCUCGGCAAACCACCUAUCGUUAGACCGUAAGUCUAGAAUCUAAUUGUAAGGCGAUCCAUUUAGAUUAUUAUCUUCGUUGUCUAUAUGUGUAUAGAAGAAAUCGCGCGAAGACGGCUUGUCUUUUGUUGUCACGAUUUCGGAGCGCGCGUAAUGGAAAAACACGACGAUGAUGAGACGAGGUAUGAUCGGGGAAUAUAUAAUAUAUAUAUCUAUAUAUAUGUAUAAUGAGAGUGAUGAAUAUUUUGAAUGGGUGUUUUUUGCGUAUGAUACGUGUUUCGUUUUGGAGAAACGGGAGAAAAUGAAUACGUAUUCACAAAUAAUGGAAUGACGGAAAUGUUUGUUUUGUUACUGCUAAAAAGAGAAGUUUGAAUUUUUUGAAAGAAUACCGCGUUGUUUCUUAUUGCAAAAAGUUACAAAAAGAGGUAAGGUGGGCUCUAUUUGUGAGUUAAAGAAAAAAAUUUGAUAAUAAAUUUUUAAGACAGGGAGGGACUUUUCGGCUUUUUGUCUUGAAAAUUUUGUAUCCGAUUUUUUGUUCAACUGACUGAAAUAGCUCCUCCUUACCGUACAGUUACUAUAUAUAUUACGAAUGCAAACAGCAAUCGGAGGGACACAGGUUUGGCGUUCUAGUUUUCCAGAGAUAUAUAUAACGCGGCGGAAUUAUUCAUGAAUAUUUAUAGCAGCCGUUUCUUCAAAAAGAAACGCGCACGGAUUAAACUAGGAGGAAACCGAUGAAAUCUUGUUAGUAUUCAGUACACUCGCGGUGCUGGGCAUACGAAGGGCAGGCCAUAAAAAUUCGACAACGGCGACGACGACAAUGUUCGUUUGGGGCUAUAACGGGUGUGCGCUUUGUGCCGGGUUUGACGUACGUAGCGAACGCGCGUUCCCCGAGCGAACGCGAAGAAUGAUAUUGCUAAUAUUUCUCUCUUGCCGGCGAGUCGCACCUUGCGUGGCAAGUUUUAUUGCCGAGUGGCGACAGAUAAAUAUUGUCCUUGGUUCCUUGUUAAGGCGGAGCGCGCGCGCGCGCGACGCAUCGAUGCAUAAUCAUGCAAUGCGUACGCGAGGAAAUCGCAUUCGAGAAAGAAAAGAAAAAGCUAGUGAAAGAGAGAGACUGCUUUAAUAAUAUCGUCGUCGAUAUUUUUCUUCGAGGAUUCCUACAAGUCGUAUCCGAGGGAAAAGGCCUGCCAUUCGCAAAUGUUCGUUCAUGUUUUAUCCGAUUGCGUGCGAUGUUUGUGUCGACGCUGUGUUAUAUGUCGACGUAUUUUCGGUUGUAUUUAACGUCGCUGCAUGAAUGCGCUAUACGAGUGCAUCGGACAGCAGUCCGGCGGGAAAAGUGAAACACGUCAGAGAGUGAUUUAAGUCGAGUGACUAUGGCGUAAGUCUAUUUUAAGACUUUAAGAGUCGUAAAAGCAUUUUUAUUUCCACGUACAUAUAAGCGGUCUUUCUUAUCGAGGGUCUUGACAAACACGCCUGAAUCGUCUAAGCAAAUUUGAAUGAAAGAAUUAAAGGAAGGAAAUCAUGCAUUGCGUCUUUCUGUAUUGCGCUUAGACUCGUUUUCAACAAGUUAUCACUUUGCCACUAGACCUUCCGACACAAAUUUUCUUCAUUCGAUUUAAGUAUGCGCCUACACUUUUGGCGAUCUUUAUUAUUCGACAGAGUAACUUAUGGCGCGUUCUCAUGCAUUACAAUACUGUAAAAAGUAUGCAGCUUCUAUAAUGCAUGUUCUCGGAUGACGAACAGCGCAGCGAUCGUAAAAUUUUGUCAUAGGAAAAAAUAAAGAGAUAAUAUAGCGUGUUGUUAUGCACGACCUCUUGACGAGGAAUGGCGGCUUUAGUCCGGGAAUAUUCAAGUGUUUCUCGACGUGUCGGAUAGGAACGGUGAACGACGUCUGCUGAUUUAGCCGCGAAGUCUGUUACGAACAAUUUUCUGGCGACGCGUCAACGGAAGUGACCUAAUUUAUUAUAUUUACCGUUCUCUAAGCGCCUAAGAAAUUUGUUAAGACGCGUAUGCGAAUGUCGCGGCUGAGAAAAGUGAGAAUUGAUGAAUAAACAAAAGAGAGAAAGAGAACGAUGCAUGUAGUGUUUUUGGAAAAAAAAACAAUCCCAACGUCGUUGAAGAUGCUCUCGAACAAAAUCCUCAUCACCUGUUGACCACCCAGCAAUCGCAAUGUACGCGAAAAAGAAAAGAGCGAAAGAAAUUUCUCUUUUUUUUUUUUAAGUAUUAUUGUCAAAUAUUUGCGAUUUUUAUUUAUAUUUACCGAAUAUCGGAAAAAUACGAGGGCGAAGAAUGGCAAACAUUAAAGAGAACAACCGCGACAAAUAUUGGACAAACAAGGAAAUUGAAAGAAUUAAAAAAAAAGGUUAAAAAGGAUUAGAAAUAUGGAUAUAUUGAUGUGAAUAAAAUAUAUGACAGCGAGACGGUUGAUCGACAAAUCUUUCGCUCUCCAGAAGCUUGAAUUCUGACAUUAAGAAUUUGUAAGAAGCGCAUUUUUUCCGUUGCUUUUGUGAAACAAUUGCGAUUUAGUUUGCUAUGCGUUUGCAGCAAAAUUCAAUUAAAAGUUUGUGCUGUCCAGCCAGGAUUUCCUCGGCUCUGAUGAUUUUGCCUUUCCCGAUCGCCCGUCCAGUGUGAUCGCUUCAGAAAUCGUGCUUUCCGUCUGAUAUGAUCUCUGACGAAGACAGAAGGAGAGAUUUGAAGAAAACAGCCGAAAUGGAGGGAGUUCAAUGAGCGCGACUUAAUGAUCCUUGAUUGGUUUUCUUCUCUUUGUCCUUUUUUGUUUUCAUUUUUAUUCCCCAUGUCGGCCGUUGACCGUUUUUUGAUUCUCUCUUCCUCCUGCUUCUUCUUUAUGUAUUUAUUUCACUCGUCGUCAAUUGACGUUAAUAAUGUAUUGUGAUAAUGCAACGAUACACACACAAAACACAUACCAUAUUAACACACACGUACAUGUGUACACAUACCGAUACUCGGCUCCGCUUCGUCGUAAUAGACUGAUCAACCAAGCCGACCUACCAGCGUCGCCCAUAGUGCUGGUUGCACUAACUCGAAUCACACUGUUUGGAAGAAUCAAUAAAAACGUCUUUAAUUUA
Messenger RNA from Temnothorax curvispinosus, 9140 nucleotides. RefSeq lists its product as uncharacterized. The transcript has a single exon. The record is from RefSeq and is a predicted model, not a curated record. Lineage: Eukaryota; Metazoa; Arthropoda; Insecta; Hymenoptera; Formicidae. Bases 430 to 2541 code for a protein of 703 amino acids.